CAACCGCUUCCAUCGGCCAAGAUACCCACCAGCUCAUUAUCAUCAUGGCUUCCUCUCUCCCCUUUACCCCAACGCGCUCUCCCCCCAUCACGUCCUCCUCUUCCCCUAUCAGUCUUCACUUCCCCCUCCCUUCCAAUACGCCCUCCGAGCACGUCGCCGAUGUGCAAGGCCGCAUAGCGGUCCUGACCCUGUCCAACCCCUCAAAACUGAACGCCGUCGGUCUGCAAGACGUCUUCACUCUCAUCGAGACGCUCACAUGGCUCGGCGAGCAAGAUCGUGUCACUAUAGUCGUGGUAACGGGUGAAGGGCGCUUCUUCUCUUCCGGAGCAAUGCUGGACGAUAAAUCCCGCGACUCUGGCUUGCCCGCUGAGGCGCAUACCUCGGGAAAGCCAGAGGACGUCAAGCGUAUUAACGAGCAUUACAUUUCGCGGAUCACUCUAGGCAACGGCAGGCUCGCGAGGGUAUUGACCGAAUUCCCCAAGGUGCUCGUGGGGGCCAUGAAUGGGCCUGCCGUUGGGAUCAUGGCUGCCUUUGUGGGGCACUGUGACCUACUGUAUGCGUAUGAGAACUUCUGGUUGAACGUGCCUUUUAGCCAGCUUGGACUGGUGUGUGAGGGAUUGGCUAGCCAGACGUUUGUUGCCAAGAUGGGACUGGGCAGGGCACAAGAGUGCUUGCUGGAAGGCAAACGCAUGGACGCUCAAACACUAGCGGCUACAGGCUUUAUCACCCGCCUUCUCCCAACACCAGCAUCAGCCUCGACAGCGGACAAGGCUUCCACUCUACCGAUCCUGCAGGAGGUGCUCACCCACAUUGGGGAGCGACUGAUGCCCCCCAAUGCCGACGCCUACGCCCUCACAUACUCCAAGCGUCUGAUCCAGCGCGUGACGUACGAUCACCUGACGCGCGAGGAGGCCAACCAGGCUGAGCUGCGCGGUGCAGAGCAGGUGUUCACUUCGGGGGUCCCAUUGAGACAAUUUGCGCGGAUGGCGCAGAGCAAGAAAUCGAAGAUGUAGACGGCACGUAAAGGAGGAACGUAUGUAUACUCUCAGCGACGAGCGAUGGCAAUUGCAAAUAGCAUCGAUGGCAAUUCGCAUUCGAGCGCGUCGCGGCAUGGUAAUGAGGCGGA
Molecule: messenger RNA, 1126 nt
Organism: Jaminaea rosea
Lineage: Eukaryota; Fungi; Basidiomycota; Exobasidiomycetes; Microstromatales
Product: ClpP/crotonase
Exons: 2
Coding region: 45-1013 (322 amino acids)
Biological process (GO): fatty acid beta-oxidation
Cellular component (GO): peroxisomal matrix
Source: RefSeq, a predicted model, not a curated record